AUAGUAGUCACUAGGACCUGUUCUCUUCUGUCCAGUUUCCCUGGAGAAAACUAAGAAAAGUAAUACUAGGCCUAAACUAGAGGGCGUAGUCCUAAUCGGCAGCAGCAUCACUUAUACUUUAGAAAAUAUAAUAUAAAAAUAAUAUAAAUUUAAUAAAAUAAGAUAUACAAUAAGAUAGAUGAGAAUAAAAAUUGACAACUUUUGAGUCUUGAGAAAUGCUACAUUUUAUUCACAGUAAUCUGGUAUAAUUGUUACAGAUGUAUUAGUAAAAUAUCAGCAUUUAUAAAUUAUAGAAAAUUUUCUUUAAAAAAAAUUUGGUACAUGAUCGAAUACUAUAAAACAGUGCCAAUAUUUUUAAAUUUUAAAUUUAUCUUGAAUCUCGCAUUUUAAAUUGCAUUGCUGAUCAAUCAAAACCUCAGGAAUAAAAACCUACAUUGACGAAAAAGAAAAUGGCAGAUAGCAACUCACAGUUACGCGAAAUAGGUUAUCCUUAUAAAAUUGUUGAUCACACAAGAGAACGUAAAAAAGGCAUUACAGCUCGGUCACUAGAAGAUCUAGUCAAUACCGCACGAGCACGUUUUUCGAUUCCAAAGGAAGCCAAUCUGACAGUCGUUUUGGAGCAAGAUGGAACAGAAAUCGACGAUGAAGAAUAUUUUGCAACAAUAGAGAAAAAUACCAAUUUGAUGAUUUUAUAUGGAAGACAAAAGUGGAUUGCACCAAAAACUGAGAAGUCAGUUCCACAUUUGAUUGUUGUAGAUGACACUGAUUAUAGCGGCAAAAGUCAAAACGUUAACACAGGAAAAAAUUUCAAAAGUAGUCAAAUCCAAGUAGGGUCAUUAGUGACGUCUUUACAAAAUGAACCAUCGCAAAUGUCUCUUUUGUCAGGGACUGACUUAGAAAUGUUAAGUGAUAUGGAUCCAGACAGUGUGGCAGACAUGAUUUCUGAUAGAUCGUUGAAAUACCAAUACGUACGCUGCGCAGAUUAAUCGAACGAAAUGCUGAGGAAAGAGAAGACCCUCAUGACGAAAUACGGCAACAUUUAAUUCAUGUAGAGGAAAUGAGAUCAUUUAUUGAGCAAUUAAAACAAGCAUCAGGUCGAUUUCUGGCAGAAAAACGGCAAGCGCAAGAAUCUAUGUCCCUUCUUCAAUUGUAU
Messenger RNA from Nasonia vitripennis (jewel wasp), 1153 nucleotides. Its product is annotated as DNA fragmentation factor subunit alpha-like. The record is from RefSeq and is a predicted model, not a curated record. The transcript is spliced from 5 exons. Bases 450 to 986 code for a protein of 178 amino acids. Gene Ontology annotation, biological process: apoptotic process; regulation of apoptotic process. Lineage: Eukaryota; Metazoa; Arthropoda; Insecta; Hymenoptera; Pteromalidae.